Engraulis encrasicolus (European anchovy) is the source of this 2954-nucleotide messenger RNA. RefSeq names its product regulator of G protein signaling 14b (gene rgs14b). The transcript has 17 exons. Gene Ontology annotation, molecular function: GTPase activator activity. The coding region runs from base 106 to 2160 and encodes 684 amino acids. Gene Ontology annotation, cellular component: cytoplasm; plasma membrane; nucleus. NCBI's taxonomy places the organism in Eukaryota, Metazoa, Chordata, Actinopteri, Clupeiformes, Engraulidae. Gene Ontology annotation, biological process: spindle organization; cell division; regulation of G protein-coupled receptor signaling pathway. The record is from RefSeq and is a predicted model, not a curated record.
UGGACAGCCAAUGAGGGACAGCGGAAUGCUUGUUCACACUGCUCUCAGAGCUCAAGUGAUGUCACAGGCUCCCCAGACACAAUCUGCCUCUCACACACUCGCACCAUGUACUGCCUCGCCACCACUAUGGAGGCUUCCAACAUCCACCAGCAAGGCCAUCCAGCACACAAAACAACAGCCAGAAGUAGGGAAAAGAGGAUGAGUCUUCAGGAUCUCACCCGAGGCUUCAGUAACUUCACUCUGAGGGCGUCUCUUCGGAGGAAGUUUGGGGAACGCGCCUCACUCACAACAAGCAGUCGAGCACUCACUUUUUCAAAGGCGCUGGCAGCAUCCGAUGGAGAGCUAAAUGUGAUGGAGGGGGAUGUGCCGGUGGGGAGUAGUAACUGCUCCAGCAGCAACUCCAGCCUGCCCAGCGCACCCAGUGAGCGGCCCAGUGGAGUGGACCAGACGGCCAGCUGGGCUGUCAGCUUCGAGAGGUUGCUGGAGGAUCCCACUGGGGUGCAUUACUUCACCGCCUUCCUGAAGUCUGAGGUCAGCGCUGAGAACAUCCUCUUCUGGAAGGCAUGUGAGAAGUUCCGCAGGAUUCCUGCCUCUAACCAAGAUGAGCUUUACCGGCAGGCUUUCUCCAUCUACAAUGUCUACCUCUCGGACAAUGCCACGCUUCCGGUCAACAUCGACGACACGGCACGCGUGGCCGCACAGACCCUCAGCACUCCCCACCCAGACAUGUUCCAGAAAGCCCAGCAACAGAUUUUCAAGUUGAUGAAGUUUGACAGCUACACACGCUUCGUGCGUUCCCAGCUCUAUCAGAGCUGCAUGCUGGCGAACGUGGAGGGCAGGCCCCUGCCCGAAAUCGGCCCUCGCUCCAAGGCCCCCGCAGCGAAAAAGGCUGCCCUUGGAGAAGGUCCCUUCCUCAGGGACCAACAGAGGCUUGACCCAAAACAAAAAGAGAGGACCAAGAACAAGUCUGGAGAUGAGGAGAGGAGGAGACAAGGCCAAGGGCAGCGGUGGGACAGGCGGCAGGAGAAAGCAGGCUCAUGGGGAGAUCCUCUUGCCCCAGGAAAGAGUGGAGUAUAUACCCGCACUGAGCUGGAGCAGUUUGGGCCUCGGUCUCUGGACAGCGACCUGACCGGAGCGCUGCGAGCGGACAAGUACUGUUGCGUGUACCUGCCGGAUGGCACCGCCUCCCUGAUGCCAGCGCGGCCUGGCCUUAGCGUCCGUGAAAUGCUGGCGGGCCUCUGUGAGAAGAGAGGACUCCCCCUUAAAGACAUCACCAUCUACCUGCAGGGCAAAGACAAGAAACCUCUUUCCCUCGACCAGGACAGUGCGGUGCUCAAAGAUCAUCAGAUAGUACUGGAGCUUCGAGUCACAUUAGCGGUGAGAAUUGUGUUCAUGGGUAAAACGGUGACCAUUGUGGCAAAGUCUAACAAGACUCUCCAGGAAGCUCUCUCUACCAUCCUUCAGAAAUACAACAUGCGACCUCACGAGGCUUUCGUCACUCUAAACAGCAGCGGUGAGGUCUUAAACAUGAACAUGAAGGUGGCUUCACUUGCCAACAAGACUAUCAUACUGGAUAAAGCAAAAGGUGAUGUCCCGAACAGUGCUGUCAAAUUACCUGUGGCUGGCCCAGGGCUCCAAAUGAGAAGAGGGGGCAUCACGGAACAUGACAUGAGCUCUUCUGGAUCGGCGCCGCAAGGCAGGGGAAAUGCCAGACAGAGGAACCCUGGCCUCCGCAGAACCUACGAUAUGGACGGACUGGCCGAGCUGCUGAACCGGGCUCAGUGGUGCAGUGCAGAUGACCAGCGGGGCCUGCUGUCCAAGGAGCAUCUGGUCCUGCCCCAGUUCCUGCAGCAGCAGACCCUACCAGAGGAGGAGGCAGGAGCAUCCGCAGAGGAGGAGGACCAGGAUCAGGGUGGGGACCAGGGUCCGAGCCAGGAGCAGGAGCAGGAGCAGGGGUACAGACUGACGGAUCACCAGGGCCAAUCCACCGCUUCUUCCUUUGGCUGCCCAGCGGUGGAGGCGGCAGAGGCAGGCCCUAAUUCUGGGCCCGCAUCUGGAUUUGAUUUGCCCCCAGAAGAUUCCAUGGGCUCACUGCCCCCUGGUGGAGUGGUGGAGAACAGCAACCAGAGUGCAGAUCCUUCCCGGGAGACUGUGGUUUGAAGGCCAGAACAGAUGGACCUGUGUGAAUAUAGUAUAUAUUUUUGUCUCCUACAACUUUAAACUACAGUGACUGAUUGAUGACAAUGUGAGUAUUUAUUUGUUUAAAAAAAUGACUGGAAAUGUGAAAGAUGGAUUGUUGCUUUGCUUUGGGUUUUUUGCUUGUGUUGGAUUAUUCAGUACUUGAGAGCAGUCAAAUAAAUGACACAUUAAAGACUGCACUAUCCAGACUUCGCUGCCUAUGUGGAAUAGAAGCCAAAAAAAUAAGAUGUUUUCAGUAAUCCUUGAAUAUCUGAUGCCAGUCACGUGGCAGGAUUGUUAACUGGAUGGUAAGACUAUUGCAGUGUAUUCUUUCUACUGUCCUUUCUCUCGGUACGCUUUGGUUCUGUGAAAUGGGAACACUGUAAAUCUUUCUCUCCCUCUCUGUCUCUCUCUUUCGAUCUCUGUCUGUCUCUGUCUUUGUCUCUGUCUCUGUCUCUCUCUCUCUCUCUCUCUCUCUCUCUCUCUCUCUCUCUCUCUCUCUCUCUCUCUCUCUCUCUCUCUCUCUCUCUCUCUCUCUCUCUCUCUCUCUCUCUCUCUUACUCACAGCAAUUUCUCUCCUGUGCACAAUCAGAGUAUUUCUCUCUUCAGAAAUGUUACAGCAUAAUAAGGAUCUCUUAUCCACACUGUCAACUAUUGUCAGAUAAGAAUGUUUCUUUUCCUCACCAGACAACAGGGCAACACAUCUUACAGGUACUACUGAUUGUUUAAACUCCUCUCUGGAUUUCACUGAGAUAUAUAAAAAUCUAUCAAAAUGA